Messenger RNA from Aspergillus heteromorphus CBS 117.55, 1065 nucleotides. RefSeq lists its product as uncharacterized. NCBI's taxonomy places the organism in Eukaryota, Fungi, Ascomycota, Eurotiomycetes, Eurotiales, Aspergillaceae. The record is from RefSeq and is a predicted model, not a curated record. Bases 1 to 1065 code for a protein of 354 amino acids. The transcript is spliced from 7 exons.
AUGACAUCCAGCGACAACCUCCAAUCACAGGUAAUCGGCCUGAUACUCGCCUUUCCAGCAGUAGCGACAGUGGCGGUGGUCUUGCGUAUAUGCAGUCGUAUAUACAUAGCCAACUUUGCUCUUGAAGAUGACUGGAUAAUCUGUUUUUCGGGGAUUCUUUAUUGGGGGGAGACAAUAUCUUCUUAUUAUGUCAUAAAAUACCAAUAUCUCGGCUACCACAUCUGGGAUAUUCCGGCCGACUCGCCCCAAAUUCUAGGCGCUAAAUAUGCCUACGCAACUGAGAUUCUUUACAACCCCAUCCUUGGGCUCAUCAAGACAUCUAUACUGGUUUUCCUCCUUCGCCUGUCAGGACAGAAGAUUGCAGUGCGGAGGACAAUCUGGGUUAUACUGGUGCUGAAUGCAACCACCAUGGUAGUAACAUUCUUCGUGAUUGUGCUGAAUUGCAUCCCUAUCGCCGCAGUCUGGGACAAAGCGUCGUAUCCCGACGCAAAAUGUCUAAAUUUUGCAAACAUUGUGACAGCAACAGCAUCAGCGUCCAUCAUUACAGAUGUUCUGGUGCUCAUGCUUCCCACAUGGAUUGUGUAUAACAUUCGCAUUCCCCAAAGACAAAAGCUCAUGCUGGUGGGGGUAUUGUCAUUUGGGCUUUUAGCUGUGAUAGCAGGUAUUGUCCGCGUCAUUCUCCUUGAUCAUUUUGACCGCCACCCCCCGUAUGAUUAUACAUACUCCCUCAUUUUUUGCAUUUCAACCAUCGAAGUCAGUAUCGCAUUCAUCACCGCCUGUGCACCGUCCCUCAAACCCCUCGUUGUCAAAAUCAUACCCCACUUCUUCGCGUCCAAAGGCCGAAGCGACGCAGAAUACAACAAGCGGAGCGGGCCAGGGUUAGGCCAGAUUGUCUCCGCUCAGCAAACAAACUGGAAUCAAGAUACAGACAAGAACGGGAUUUUGAUGACUACAGAAAUGGAGGUUCGAUGGGAUGGCGAUGGCAGCAGUUCCAAGAACCCGGGCGACGGAAAUGAUGGUGACCGCCAAGGGGACAGUGCAGAGAGUUUGUUCCGGUAUCCAUGA